AUGAGGAUGGAGGUGGAGAAGAUAAAGGAAGAGUUGAGGGAGAGAGAGGAAAGAUGGAACAAGGAAAGAGAGGAAGUAAAGGGAAGAAUUGAAAAGUUGGAACGGGAAUUGGAAGAAUGGAAAUGGGAAAGAAAAGAGGGAAAGGAAAAGAGGAAAGGAACAUCAGAAAAAGAGGGAGGUGGAUUUAAGGGGGGUGUGAAAGGAGGUGAAGGAGACAUGAAGGAAAGAGUGGAGGGGAUACUAAAAGAGCUAGGAGUCGGUGUAGAAGGUAAAAUAGAUGAAGUAAGGAAAAUAAAGGCGGGCAGGAAGGAGAAAGGGGAGAUGGUAAUUGUAAGGAUGACGAGCGAAGAAGUUAAAAGGAGGAUUUUGGAGAGCAAAUGGAAGCUGAAAGGCAAAGAUGUAUGGAUAGAGGAAGAUCUAACUUGGGAAGAAAGGAGGAUUAGAUGGAAUGCCAGAAGAGUGGCAUUAGAGAGGGAAUGGAAGGGGAGGGGAAGAGAGGAUUCAGUUAUAGAUUACGUAUUGGGAAGCAUGAAGACAAGGGAGAAGAUAAGCGGAAUGAUGGUAGAGGACUGCGUAGACUCAGAUCACCACCCUUUCGUAGUGAAGAUUGCAAGAGCUAAGGGAGGGCGGGGGAAGAGUGAAGGGAGGAAUAGAAGAAUGAGCAGAUGGAUAUGGACAGAUGAAGGGAAAGAGGAAUUCAGGGAGGCGAUAGGGGAAUUACCAAGGAUGGAGGGGGAGGUAAGAGAAGUAUGGGAGGAAAUGAGAAGGCAGGUGAAAGAUAUUUUGGAAAAAGGCAACAAAAAGAGGAGGGAUAGAAUAAGAAGAGGAUGGUGGGAUGAGGAGUGUGAGGAAAAGAAAGGGAAAGGCGCUAAGGAGAUGGAGAAGAGCGGAGGGGUCUAG
Molecule: messenger RNA, 900 nt
Organism: Odontomachus brunneus
Lineage: Eukaryota; Metazoa; Arthropoda; Insecta; Hymenoptera; Formicidae
Product: golgin subfamily A member 6-like protein 22
Exons: 3
Coding region: 1-900 (299 amino acids)
Source: RefSeq, a predicted model, not a curated record